Nicotiana tabacum (common tobacco) is the source of this 822-nucleotide messenger RNA. NCBI's taxonomy places the organism in Eukaryota, Viridiplantae, Streptophyta, Magnoliopsida, Solanales, Solanaceae. The record is from RefSeq and is a predicted model, not a curated record.
AUGAAGAAGCUCUCAGCUCAGCCCUAUGCAAACGCGAUGCCCAAUCUCCAGAAACAAACGCGAAAAUCUACUCGCCAACGCGAAGAAAGAACUACUCAACUCCAGAUUUUUCAUCUACGCGAUCACACCUCUAACUUCGCGAUCGCAAAGAAAACUUGCAGUAGCAACAGACAACAGCAAAGACACUUCGACGCCGAAGAUUUAGUGCAGCAGGUUAAUAAUCGGAGCAGAGAAGAAGAAAUAGAUGCAGGUGUAGUAGCCGCUCCGGUGGAUGCAAGCGCAGAGAAUAAAAUUUACUGCGAUGUUAUGCUUUUCAAUUGCUGGACCUACGACGAUGUUCAGAUCAAUGACAUCUCUGUUGAGGAUUACAUCACAGCAAUUGCUUCCAAGCAUCCAGUUUAUAUGCAACACACAGCUGGUAGAUACCAGGCUAAGCGUUUCACGAAGGCCCAGAGCCCAAUUGUUGAGAGGCUCACCAACUCUCUUAUGAUGCAUGGACGGAACAACGGGAAGAAGCUAAUGGUUGUCCGCAUCAUCAAGCAUGUAAUGGAGAUCAUUCAUUUGUUGACUAACAAGAACCCAAUUCAAGUCAUUGUUGAUGUUGUCAUCAAUAUUGGGCCAAGGGAAGAUGCAACUCGUAUUGGUUCGGCUGGUGUUGUGAGGCAUGGGGCUGUUGAUAUUUCUCCACUUCGCCGUGUUAACCGGGUAAUUUAUUUGCUGACAAUUGGUGCACGUAAGAGUGCUUUCAGGAACAUCAAGACCAUAGUUGAGUGCCUUGCAGAUGAACUCAUCAAUGCUACCAAGGGUUCUUCAAAUAGGUAA